CAGACGGCAGCAAUGUGCAAGAGAAAGCGCCACUUCUAAUAGCUGUAUAAAUGAGACUUUCUUGUGUACUAUUUUAAAUUUACCCAUAUAAUAGACAUUUCUCAUAAAUGCCUAUGAAGAUAAUCUGUUAUAAAUAUUGAGUUGUCUAUAUAAUGUUAACAAUGAUCUGUAACCGGAAUCAAAAGAACAGUCGCAUGCUGCAUGAGCAGCCAUGAUGGUAUCAUGGCCGACGUGGCGGUUCUUGAUAUUAGGAAAGUACAAAACAAAUUAUUGGAAUGGGAACAACCAGAUAGGCCUUUAGCUCCUUUAAGCACAUCACAGAGAGAUGCUGUUUUAGAUCUAUCACAGGAAGUUAAUAUAAGGACAAUUCCGCAUGACUUACCCUUUGGUGAUGAUGACGAAGUAACAUUUAAUAAAGAUAAUGAAAUUACCUGUCAUGAUCUAGCACAAAGCUUUGUCAAUUUAGAACUUGGCCGAGUUAAAAUUGAAACCACCCAACAGUUCUUGUCUUGGUAUUCCCAUGUCGAAGAAGAACUUCUGCAAGCAGAAGAUGUUCGGUUCACGGACUAUUGGCAUCAGCUGGCUGAGCAAAGAGAUGAAUGUGCAGUUCUCUUGUCACAAAUUGAAUCCGCCCUGAAAGAUCUUAGCUGCCUUAUGGAACAAUACCAAGUUGUGUCUAACAGGACAAACUCCUUGCAUCAAGUUAGCGAACAGCUAUUGGCGGAUCAGACAAAGUUGCAUAAUACAUGUGAGGAAGUUGGGCAGAGACUUCAGAACUUCAUGACUCUGGACUCUCUCAACAAUCGUCUAGCUUCCCCUACCCUCUGUGUCUCCAGUGAGGCCUUUGUUGACAUACUUGACCGUUUGGACCAGUGCAUGGAGUACAUAGGAGCCCAUAGCAAGUGGAGAGAAUCAAGUUCAUAUCUUACCCGGUUCCGCCACUGCCUUUCCCGUAUUGUGGCCAUGAUACGUGGCCAUGUAGUAGAUGUGCUAGAGCAUGCAACACAGCAAGUUCUGGCACCAGCGACACAUGUACCCAUGGCUGCUAUGCAUAGUACAGGCUUUGCUCUGUGUUAUGGAAAAUUCCAGGCCUCAGCUGCACGUGUGAAGCCACUUCUUACACAAGUUGAAUCUAGAGUCACCCACAGUCCAGAGUACCAGCAGCUGCUGACAGAAUGUCACCAGUGCUACUUCACACAGAGGGAGCUUCUCUUGAGUUCCAGUGUGGCAACAUCAAUAACAGAGUUAUCGGUCACACACAAGGGUGACCACUGUUCCCUAGUGCGCAGCAGCUGUGCGUGUCUAGUUCAUGUGUGCCAGGAUGAGUACCAACUGUUUUACCAGUUCUUUAGCCAGCCCACUCCUUUGCUCACGUCUUACCUUGAGGGCCUCUGUACAGUAUUGUACGAUGUUCUAAGACCAUUCAUUAUUCAUAUAAAUCAUCUGGAAACGCUAGCUGAAGUGUGCAGCAUACUGCGGCUUGAAAUGCUUGAGGAACAUGUUCAGAACAAUCCUGGUCCACUGGAGGCAUUUGGCCAGGUAGCAUGGCAACUUCUGCAGGAUGUUCAAGAGCGACUUGUGUUUCGUGCGCAUUGUUAUCUGCAGUCAGAUAUUCUGCAUUAUAAACCUGCCGCUGGUGAUCUUGCAUACCCUGAGAAGCUGGAAAUGAUGGAGAGCAUUGCCCAGUCCCUACAGGAGCAAGCUGCCUUGUCAUUGCGUCACUCAGAAUCAAGAUCAUCUCUUGCUUCCAUUGGAUCUGCCACAUCCCAAGAAGUGGCACGUAUCAACAGUGACAGUGGUGUAACUUUUGAACAGCCUCGUUCACGAACAGGAAAUUCACCUGCAGACUUGCAUGGAAUGUGGUAUCCCACAGUCCGGCGUACACUGGUCUGCCUUUCGCGCCUGUACCGCUGUGUGGACAGGCCAAUUUUCCAAGGGCUUUCACAAGAGGCACUGACAAUGUGCAUCCAGAGUGUGGCUUCUGCUGCUCAAGCUAUCUGCACUAAGAAGAGUCCAAUUGAUGGGGAACUAUUCCAGAUAAAACACCUGUUGAUUCUGAGGGAACAGAUAGCUCCAUUCCAGGUAGAUUUUACCAUCAAGGAGAUGAGCCUGGACUUCAGCAAAGUGAAGACUGCAGCAUUCAGCCUUCUUCAUAAACGCAAACAGCUGUUCUCUCUAGGCACAAAUAAUGCUCUGUUAGAAUUUCUUCUGGAAGGAACACCUACUGUACGAGAACAGUUGGUAGACUCCAGGAAGGAAGUGGACAAACAGCUGAAAGCUUCAUGUGAGGCAUUCAUACAUCACACCACCAAGUGUCUAGUAGGACCCCUGCUAACAUUCCUUGAUAAAAGUGAGGUGUUUGUCAGCAUGCAAACUGAGGUAGCAGGGAAUGCAACUUUGGCUCAGCAGCCUUUUGCCCAUGCGGAUGUGAUUGGACAUGUUGUGCAGGAGACGCAGCGCCUCAUCAAAAGCCAACUACCAACCAUUCAUCGCAGCAUGCAGCUGUAUCUGGCUAACAGAGAAACAGAAUUUAUACUUUUUCGUCCUAUAAAGAACAAUGUUGUGGCAAGCUUUGUCCAGCUCCAGCAGGUCCUUUCAGGGGGUCGCUAUACAUCAGAUGACCUCCUUCUGGCAGGUUGCCCAUCACCUGAACAGGUCACUGUUCUCUUGUCAUCAGCAUCACUGCUGAGUUCAAAUCAAGAAGCCCUGCCCAAAGUUUCCAACACCACAACUACAGUCAUAGAAGAAGAGCUGCAUACAUAACAGUGUGUCUAGUUGUUGAACACCAUGUACUUGUACUACUGAAUUCUAGGAACAGCAGGGAUUAUACGGACUGGCAUAUAAUAAUAGAAGGUACAAUUCUUAUUAUAAAUACAUAGAUUUCUAUAACCCCUUAACUGUUUCUGUUCUGAAAGCUGUACUUUCCUCCUGUUUCUCCGCAUAAUUAGCUUGGGUCUUUAAAUCCUUUAUGCACUAUGAUAGAAAAAAUCAUGUACAACUUAUUUUAAUGAAACUAAAAUAAUGUGCUUGAUAUA
Messenger RNA from Zootermopsis nevadensis, 3035 nucleotides. It is a transcript of the gene Cog3, whose product is annotated as conserved oligomeric Golgi complex subunit 3. Gene Ontology annotation, biological process: intracellular protein transport; intra-Golgi vesicle-mediated transport; Golgi organization. Gene Ontology annotation, cellular component: membrane; cis-Golgi network; COG complex. NCBI's taxonomy places the organism in Eukaryota, Metazoa, Arthropoda, Insecta, Blattodea, Termopsidae. The record is from RefSeq and is a predicted model, not a curated record.